UUCUUACGAUUGCUUACCUGGCUAAUGUUGAACCUGCUGAAGAACAAAAUGUAACAACAGGUUUCAUGUGUAUUUUGUGAAUUAUUUCGAAUUUUAAUUUUAAUUUUUCGCGAGGGAACUUCAAGAAAAUGUCAGGACUGUUUAAAUCCGCAUUCGGUUAUUUAAGUGGAGGCCAAGGUGGCGGUGGGAAUGAUUUUGUAGGACAGACUGUCGAGUUGGGGGAUACAAAGCUUCGGGUCAAACGGGUGAUUGCAGAAGGUGGGUUUGCAUUUGUGUUUGUUGCCCAAGAUGUUGCAACUGGAAAAGAUUAUGCUCUAAAGAGACUGUUGGCUAAUGAUGAGGACAAAAGCAAGGCUAUUCUCCAGGAAAUUACUGUGCUUAAAAAGCUCUCAGGGCAUCCAAAUAUUGUCCAGUUUAUGCAGGCAGCAGCCAUUAAUAAGGAAGAAUCGGACACAGGGCAAGCUGAAUAUCUCUUACUCAUGGAAUUAUGUACAGGAGGUGAGCUUGUGAAGGCACUUAAUGAUAGGAUAUCAGCUCUUUCAUGUAAGCAAGUACUUCGGGUGUUUUAUCAGACAUGUAGAGCUGUUCAACACAUGCAUAAACAAAAGCCUCCAAUUGUACACAGAGAUCUUAAGGUGGAAAAUCUGUUAAUAAGCAGUAAAAAUAUUAUUAAACUAUGUGAUUUUGGAAGCGCCACAUUGAAGUCUUACCAACCAGAUGAAACAUGGAGCUCACUCAAGAGGAGUCUUCUGGAAGAUGAGCUUCAACGGCACACAACUCCAAUGUAUCGACCACCUGAGAUGCUGGAUACAUAUAAUAAUUAUCCAAUUAAUGAGGCCAUGGAUAUAUGGGCUCUUGGUUGUGUGUUAUAUUUACUCUGUUAUGGGCAGCAUCCAUUUGAGGACUCGGCUAAGCUCCGUAUAAUCAAUGCUAACUUUGUUUUACCUGAAGAUGAUAAAGAAUUCUGUGUUCUGCAUGAUUUAAUUCGUGGAAUGCUUCAAGUGGAUCCAAGAAAUCGCCCCAACAUCAGUGAUGUUGUUGCUAGGAUACAAGAAAUAGGAGCAGCAAGGAACGUUGUCCUGAAAACGCCGAUCGAUCUUCAUGACGAUGCCAUUUUAACAGGAAGCCCAUCCAGACGGGAACCAGAACCACAGUCCCCUCCGCCUGGUGAACUGGAUAGUGGGAAGUUCCUGGGAAUUGUGAAGGGUGGUGCAGGGAAAUUAUUCAGUAAUUUAAAAGAUACGUCAUCAAAGAUGGUUAAUACCGUAGCAAGUUAUGCUAAAGGUGAUGUGGAUAUUUCUUACUUAACAAGUCGCAUCAUUGUGAUGUCAUACCCAGCGGAGGGCUUGGAGUCAACAUACAAGAAUCACAUUGAUGAUGUUAGAAGCUACUUAGAUUCAAGGCAUCCAGGCAAAUACAUGGUGUUUAACCUAACACAGAGGAGGUACAAUGCAGUCAAGUUUAAUAACAAGGUCACUGACUGUGGUUGGCCAGUGAAGAGAGCUCCCACCUUAAGCCUAUUGUACACCAUUUGUAGAAAUAUGUACCUCUGGCUUCAGAAAGAUCCCAGUAACAUUUGUACGCUUCACUGUCAGGACGGUAAAGCAAGCUCAGCUACGGUUAUUGCAUCUUUCUUUGCUUUUUGUCGGAUGUUUCGUUCAAUUGAUGCUAGUUUGUAUAUGUUCACAGUCAAGAGAGGACCACCAGGAGUUAUGCCAUCACAAAAAAGGUAUAUGGAGUAUAUAUGCUCCAUGUUAGCAGAGGAGCCAGUCUUGCCCAACCCUCACACAGUGCGCUUAAAGAGCCUCAUUUUGACUCCAGUACCAUUAUACAACAAGCAAAGGAAUGGAUGUCGACCAUUCAUAGAAGUUUUCCAUGGAGAGGAUCGUAUUCUAACAACGUCACAGGAGUAUGAGAAGAUGAAAGGGUUUCGUGUAGGAGACUACGAGGUUGAGAUCCCCAUCAACUUGGAAGUGGCGGGAGAUAUCAUGAUCAUUGUGUACCAUGCUAGGUCAACGUUUGGAGGCAAGAUGCAGGGAAAGGUGACAGCGUUGAAAAUGUGUCAGUUUCAGUUCCACACAGGAUUUAUUGCUCCUCAUGACAAAGACAUUAGUUUUGAUAAGUAUGAGCUGGACUGCAUUGAGCAACCAGAUAAGUUUGCCGAUGUUUUUGAAGCUACUGUUCGAGUUGAGGUGACAAAUAACGAUGAAGCAAAUGAUCACACGCUACCGUGGGUGAACUUUGACACUCAACGGAUCAAUCCCAAGUAUUGCUUUAGUGGUCCAGAUGAACAAAAACUAAUCUUUAGCCAGUUCAAACAUAUGGAUAGGAAAGAUGGAAAGACUGCCCAUCAGAAGAAGGAGAGAAAACCAGCAGUAGAAACAGAGGAAGUUCCAUCACCCACGGAAGAUAAACAAGGAAGUGAAAAAAUGGGAAGAUCGCAGUUCAACGAUGCUAACCCAGAGCAUAUGGAACGAUUGAUUGACGAUUCCGAUGAUGACGUUUCUGAUGACUUUGGUUCAUUUCAAACAGAGCGAGCCAAUGCUCGCAAGCCCACAAAUUCUGAAUCAUCGAAUAAUGGUAUUUUGUUUGAGGCUGAUUUCACCGCAGAAAAUAUGCAUGCAGCAUCUACUAAUGCAAACUUUUUUGAAACCAGUUUUUCUCCAACACAUUCCAGUCAAUCCCAGUCUCCAGACGUUGUAGAUCUUCUUAACAUGGGUAAUUCUGGUUCAUCUCAGGAUCAAAGCCAGAAUAACAGCCGAGAACAAUUAAAUGAAGUAAAUCUUUUUGAUACCGGACCACAGGAGUCCAGUAAUUUCAACUUGCUUUCGGAUCCGAAUGUGGUACCAGGGCAAACACCGGAGGCUAACCUGCUUGGAGAUACUUUUGACCCUUUUAAUCAACAGCCCAAAACUUCAUCACAGUUGAAUACUCCUCAGCAUAAGGCACAUGCUCCGAGUCAAGAUACACCAACACUACAGACUGCAGACGACCUUUUUGAUCCAUUUGCUUCAAGAAGUCCGGCAAGAGCUCCCUCUCCCAACCCACCGACGAUAAACGUGAAUACAAAACCUGCCACAGAUGAUACUUUAUUUGAUCCGUUUGCAUCGCAGAAGAACAGUAUCACGUUAACUCGUCAGACUCACAGUAGUAAUGACUUGUUUACGGAUUUCAAAGGUUUUCAAGAGAAACCAGCAACUAUCAAGCAGCAAAGUAAUAGUGGUCCCGAUCUUAUGCAAGGCUGGAAUGCUAAUGGGCCUAGAACAGCACCUACCAGUUCAAAGCAACCAGGAGGUAUGGGCUCAGGAAUGAGGCCUAAACCCCAACCUGCAACCUCCACCGAUCCAUUCGCUAAUUUUGGAAAUAUUGGUAGCACUCUGCCUAACAGCAAUAAAAGCCAAUCCUUUGGAUCCUGGCAAGCAAAGUCUUCCCCAAUACAUCAAGCCCGCCCUCAACCAGCUUUCACACAACCAUCACCAAAGAAAACUCAGCAGCCUCCCCAGCAGUCACAGUCAAAAGCACCUCCGAAUUACUUUGCCGGUGGGUACACAGGAUCAAGCGUGUUUGGAAGCAGGGAUGAAAGAGGAACAAGGGGUAGCUUUCCAAUGCCUGGUGCUAAGAAGGCAGACUUUGGUGAUUUACUGUCAGGUCAAGGAUUUACCCCAUCAACAAAUAAGAAUGAGCCACGUUCAAUCAACUCAAUGCGACAUGAGACGCUGGUACAUAUCAAAUAAUUUCUGUUUAUGUCCUAUAUGUAUACAGUAACAAACAUAAUAACAAAUUUCAACCAAUCAUAACUUUUCUACUGUCCUUAGCAAUAGCAUUUGAAUUUGGUAAACAAACUAUUAAUAAUACCUCACUAUUUUUUUCCAAUCUUAUUUUGUUUGCAGGUAAAGAAAUACUACCGUAAGGCUGUUUUGACUGCCCACCCCGAUAAACAAGUGGGCACACCAAAUGAAGAUUUAGCUAAGCUAAUAUUUCUGGAGCUGAACGAUGCAUGGUCUGAGUUUGAAAAGAGUGGCCAAAAAGCUCUGUACUAGGAAAAAAACAUGAUGAAAUAACAAUUCAGUUGUUUGGUGUUACGGUUGAAGAUGUGGAGAUAGAAAUCCCAAGAUAAGAGAGCCACUGAAUCUUGUAGUAUACCACAGUUUUUUCCAAAAUGAAGAUGUUAGUUAAACUUGGAGUUAAAUCUAGAAUUAAUGAUGUCAAAUAUUGAUGUGUUUAUAUGCUACACAAAAAAACUCUUUUCAAGCAUGCUACAGUGGACCUUACCAGAGUGACCAUCAAAAAAAUAACAACUGACCAUCAGAGCAGGGCUAUUAUUUAACAUGCGCAUGUUUCACCACCACAAGCACAUGUGCUUAUAUAUGUUUACACUGUCAUGUUGUGGGAACUUAGCUUAUUAUCCAAGGGGCGGUGUUUGACAGAAAGGUGGUUCAGUUGUUUGGCUGGUGUUUCUUCAGGCUCUGUGUUUUGCUAACAACCUUUUUUUUUUAACACCAUAUUUAACAAUAAAUGAUUUAUCCAGGAAAGUUGGCCAUUUGAAACAAUUGCUGCUUUAUAACUGAAAACUCUUUUUAAGCUUAGAGUGGAGGAUUUUCAGUUGUGAAAAGGAUCCCGAAUUUUUUUCUAGGAUUAAUCCCAGGAUCUUGCUUUUAGAAAGUGGGUGCUUAAUCAGCAAACCACAUCUUCAAUCCAAAGAAAUUAUUCUGACUUGCUCCGAGAUUAAAACACUUUCUAUUUUCUUCCAAACAUCCAUUGUAGUCAGGCAUUAACAUAAUAUUGUACUUCUAUAUCAUAAACUCAUUUAAUUAUAUUAUAUGAAUAGGUUACUUAUUUUAUUUUAUUUUUGUAUGGAAAUUCACUCAUCUCCUAACCUGUUCCAAAUUAUUAGACUGAGGUUGUAAGGCAUAGAGAAUUUGUUUAAAAGUAUUAUCUCCAAGAUUAAUCCACUGGGGGAUUAAGAAAAUAUAUGUAUAUGUAUACAUAUACUAGAAUUACAUUAAUUAUUCUAUUUAUUUUUUUAAAUUAUAGAAACUUAUAAAUCAUCUACGUGUCUACAUUGAUAUAUUGUAAUAUAGGCAGAGGAACUAUAUAGGGGUUUGUCAGGAUGUCAUAAGAUGUUUAGUUAAGUUACCAGUCUGUCUGUAAAGAUACCCAAUGUGCUAAUGUGUACCCAUAUAACAUGUAGCACUCACACAGGACUGUACUUACACACUACUUAUUUUGAAAGCAUUAUUUUGUAACUGUACAAAUAUAACAUGGAAUUAGAUUUGCUCCAGUGAAAGACACCAGUUAAUGUUAAUAUAUAACACAUACCCUAACUUUGAUCCCAGUAAAUGUGAUUUGCCCAUAUUUGGAUGUAAUAUGACAUCAUGACCAAUUAUGGGUACAUCACACAGAUUUGUUACAUACAAUUUUAUAGUAUGAACAGAGUUUAAGAUACAGUAUAUUAUAAUUGUUAGAUGGUCAUAGAAACGGGAUGACUGUAUAUUGAAGUAAGGAUCAAAAGUUCUGUUUUAAUAGUAAUAAUGAUAGAAAGAGGUAUGUUUAAGGCACUUGUGUGUAUUUUGGUGAUCAGUACUUAAAUCCAAAUUAUAUCACAUGUCCUGAAGGUGCAAUUAUAUUAUUCUUUAUGUUGAAUGAAGUGGUUCAGAUCAUUCCUAUAAGUGUUUUCCAAUUACUGUUUAUUUUUAUUUUUUAUGGAUGGGUGAAGAUAAAUUUAAUAUAUGAUACUCUUGCUAGUAUAUAUUUUAUUUGGUUGACUAAAGUUCUGUCUACACUAUAAAAUUCCAUGUGACAAGUAAAUGAGAUAUGCCCAUAUUUGGGUGUAAUAUGACAUCAUCAUGCCUAUAUAUGGGCACGUCACAUAAAUUUGUCACAGAAUUUGAUAGUGGGGACAAAGCAUUAAAUAGAAGCUGACAUUACUUUUUUUGGUUAUGAUUAUACUUCAGAAUUUAUAAAUAAUACUGUAUAGUCAGUCUAUAGGAAGUAUUAAUAUUUUUAUUAUUAAUAAUUGUUAUUGUAAUAAUUAUUUUAGUAAUAUUAUUGUUAUAAUUAAUAUUAAUAUAAUUAAUAGUGUUAUAAGUGAUGCAAUUUCUCAGUAUGCAGGUAAAAUACCAGGGUAAGAGAUACCUAUGUAGUAAACAUUCACAAUUUGUAUAAAAUGCCAUGAUCAAUACCGGUUAAAUUUAAGAUAGAUUCUACUUAUAACGAUGAUUGUUUCAGUGUUACCAAUAAUAUUUAAUUAUGGUAAAUUAUUUCCCAUCUUAAAGUUUUCCUACCUGCUCUCUGUGUUAUUUUUUUAAAGAAUGAUCAUGUAAUGUAAUUAAUAUUUAUGUAUGGAUAUCAUGCUCAUUAGCAUACAGGUAGCACCUGUGAUUUUGGUUACCUGUAUGUAUAAUUAUAUGCGCAAUAUUUACAUAGUAUUUCUACUUUUAUCUGUAUUUGCAUGUUUAAAUUUUGACGAGUUUCAGUUAAAUUUUCUUGUUUUUUUUAUAUAAUUAGGCAUUUUCCAAAAAUUUUUUUAUCAGUUGAAUCAGCUUUUUUUUCAGUUAUGUUUUUUAUUACACAACUUCAUGUGGUUACAAUGGCGAUAUACAAUUUUUUUUCUUUGCCUUUUAAAAGUUGCAGUUAUGAUUUAUAUGUUAAAUUUAAGAGAGCCUAUCUAUCCUUAAGUAUUGGGUUGGAUAGAUAAAGGUCAACAUAAGAAUGUAAAUUCUAGAUGAAACUUGAAAAUAUUUUAUUAUAUUUGACCUCUCUAAAGGUGUAUGUUAUAAAAGACAAUCUGACCUCUCAUAGACAUGUCGUUGCCUUGGUUUCAUGUUGUUAGAUACUAUAGUGUAAUGAAUAAAUUAAGUCUAAUGAAAGACUUUAUGAUCAGUCA
This is a messenger RNA of Anneissia japonica, 6886 nucleotides long. RefSeq names its product cyclin-G-associated kinase-like. Gene Ontology annotation, biological process: protein phosphorylation; regulation of clathrin-dependent endocytosis; positive regulation of Notch signaling pathway. Lineage: Eukaryota; Metazoa; Echinodermata; Crinoidea; Comatulida; Comatulidae. The record is from RefSeq and is a predicted model, not a curated record. Gene Ontology annotation, cellular component: cytoplasm. The transcript is spliced from 20 exons. Gene Ontology annotation, molecular function: AP-2 adaptor complex binding; protein serine/threonine kinase activity; ATP binding.